GUCAGAUACUAUCUUAAGUCGAACUCGUUCCUCCUCGGUUGGAGAGAACCGGGAACUGGUGGGAACGGCAAUACACUGACCAUCAACUGACCAUAACCUUAUUGCAUGAAAUUGACAUUUCAAAGUGUGAUUGUGAAGAUUAGAACUUGUAACCAAGCGUAUAAAGACUAUGGCCUCAAAGGACAGCGUUAAAAUUGCACCUGGUGCUAUGGUUUGUAAUGAAUGUGAACUGAGAGGUGACAUAACUAUUGGGAGUAUGACAGUUAUUCACCCUCGUGCUUCAAUCAUCGCCGAAGCUGGGCCAAUUAUCAUUGGCGAAAACAAUUUGAUUGAGGAACAAUCUGUAAUUAUCAACAGGAUACCAAAAGGUGAGCAGCCAACUUCUACACCUGUAUUAAUCAUUGGUGCUAACAAUGUUUUUGAAGUAGAUUGCCAUUCGGAAGCCAUGAAAAUAGGAGACAAUAAUAUUCUUGAAUCAAAAUCAUUUGUUGGUCGAGAAGUAGAACUCACUAAUGGAUGUAUAGUUGGUGCUGGUUGCAAGUUAACUUGUCCUGAAGUUGUUCCAGAAAACACAGUUAUAUUUGGUCAGCAGUGUACAAGAAGGCAACAAAUGGACAAACCUCCGAGUACUUCCCAAUUACCAUCAUUUGAAGAAGCCAUUUGUGAAAGGGAAACAGUGAAGCAGAGGAAUUCUCCCAAGGCUGAUCAAGUUACAACAUUGUCUCUUAUGCCUGUGUUUUAAGGCCAGAAUACAUUGUUGAUGUGUUCUCUUUGAAGCAAGGAAUUGUUUGUUAAUCUAUCCUGUUGUGUGUAUGUGUGUAAUGUUCACAAAAAUAUAUGUAAUCUUGCAACGUGUUUGACAGAAAAAGAUGCAGUGAUUUUAAUGCAAUAGUUAAAUAAUAAAGGCUGCAAACGUAAAUUUUGUGAGGAUGGCUACAACAUUAGAAUAGAAACAAGGGCAUAAAUACAUUAGUUCCAAAUACGCAAAGGUAUUUAUUCCUCUAUAGUUGAAACAUAAUUACAGGUUGAUAUUAAGUUUCUGAUUGCAUGGUCAAGUCACCUGAAGUCAGGGAAGCAUAUGGAAUUCUAUAAGUAAAAUUAGUGAGUUCUUUCAUUGGUAAGAAGUUGCCACUGAUUACCCAUGAAAUGGAGUUUACUUACAAUGCAAUGGGAACUGUCCUGCUGGCAAUUGCUACUCUGGAAAUAAAAUAUUUAUAUAUUGUGCUAACCUGCUGUGUGUUUGACAUUUAAGUCAUGGUGAAGCUGCUAGUGUUAAAUAUUAAUUUUUAGUUUAAAGUCAUAGCAAUAGCUUUUCCAAUAAUGUAAUCACUCUUGCGCUUCCUCUAAGUGAAAGUGAACAAGUGGUGAGGGUUGUACAAAAUGCACUUUGCAUGUGUGAAGUGCUGGCACAUAUGCAAACAAGCUUGUGGGAAGAGUAGUAAGACGACAUAAUUUUCUCUUGUGAGGCAGAAAGGUCUAGCGCAAAGUGGAUUGGUGUAGUGAAUACACAGUUGAAGCCUGUGGAUGAUUAUUUUGACAAGUUCUGAAACAGUUGAGCAUCUUCAAAAACCAUAUUAGUCUGCCAAAUGCAUUCUUCUGCCAGCCAAAUAUGCUGUAUGUCUGCUGAUAAUGCUUUAGAAGUGUCAGAUCAGUGAGUGCUGUUGGAGAUUAAUGAUAGUUUUCAUGAGAGAUUGUUUGUUUUGAUGUCAUCAGUAAAAAUAAUGUGAGAAUUGAUAGAAAUCGUGUUGAAAUGCAUGUGAGGAUAUUAAAAUUAAGUCUUUGCUAGAGAAAUUAAAAGGGGUCUAUGCAAUUAGAAAUUGGAUGAUGAGGCAACACUCUCUAAAUGUCAGAGAAACUGCAAUAUUCUCUUUCAUCACAUUUUCAACUAAUCUUGCAAAAUACUAACUUUUAAUCAAAGUACAAUUCAUGGAAAUAAUAGUUCUUUAAACGGAACUUUUAAAGUAAACGCUUUGUCAAUUCUAGAAACAAAUUGGUCUUUUGUUUUGUCCACAUAACACAGGGCAAAAUGACGAAAAUAAUUGGGAGAACCAUAGGUCUGAGAUAGGUUAUCCCACAUUCAUGAAAUGAAUGUAAAUAAUUUCUGAAUAAUCUAAAUUUUCUGAUAAUAAGUGAAUGUUACUCACUGUCCGUGAUCCCCGAUUUAGUUUGAUAUGAACAAGUGUCAAAGUAAUCACUCACAUGGUUGAAGGAACUACAUAAUUUAUUAUGAUUUUAAUUUGUGUUGGCCAUACCAAAGUUUAAUUGUAAAUUGUUAAAAUUAAAAAUGUAUUAGGUGCAAUUAUUUUUAAAGCAUAUUAUAUUUUUAAUAUUGGUUUUAAUGGUGCAGAUAAUUAUUAAUUACAAAAAUGGCUUUCUGUUUUCUUGUGGAAGUAUGGAAUAAUUAUUCUUUCUAUUACAUUUGUACUUCACUUUCUGAAGCCACUUCUGUAAAUAAUAGCUCUCCUAAUCUGUAGUGGAUAUAUGACGUGCCUCUCAGAACCCAGUUCUUUCACUAUUGCAAACAGAUGGUGGAAGAUGAAUUAAAUAUGGAUGUGCUUACCUUUGUGGACUGUUGUGCAAUAUGUAUUAACCCUAAAGAAGUUGUUUUGCACACCACUGUCACUAGAUAUUUCAUAUUUCUUAAUAGAUGUUUAGGAUUGUUUCAUUGUUUUAUGCUUCUAUACUCUGAAGUCUCUAGUUUCACCUUCAAUUAAUCUAUUCCAAACAUUGAAAUGACUGAAAAUAUCAAGACCUACCCUGCAGUUGUUUAGCAUAUACUGCUAAGAUGCAUGACCUGGUGAAAAAUUAAAGGAAAAUACCAUGCAAUUCUCAAACCUAGAGGCAAUAAGUUUCAUAAUCAAUAAUUUGUUGAAAUGAUAUCUAUCUUUUGUAUUCCCAAAAAGGGACACUGCCGUACUAGCCUCUGUUAGCUCACGAAUACUUUAUUGAAUCCAGAACCGCAAGAAGGCAUACAUAAUAUGUGUCUCUAAUUUGACAAAGGUUCAACAGCUAAAAAGAUUUAUUAAUACAUGAAAUAUCAAUAUUUAGAUAAAUGCCAUAUUUAUUGUGUAUGAUCAAUACAUCUUGAAACAUUUGGGUUUGUUAAGUGGUGUUCACAGUUUAUCAAGUGAUAUCUUAUCUAACAAAAUGGAGCACAACUAUUUAAGGGUUAAACAUUUGCAAUUCUGCAGUGUCUGGUGCUUUUGGAAAUAGUGGUAGUAUGCAGAUCAGAUUUUUCUACUUAGUUUUUACAAUUUACUUCUCAGUGGUCAUUUUCAAUUGCAAAUAACCUAUUUGCUUCCUGUUAGUAGUUAUCUAAAAGUAGUUCCAGAAAAUAUGGCAAUGCAUCAGUGGCAGCUCCUUGGGGUACCUUUACCAUGUAAUAAAAUUAAAAUGAUACUUACUGUUUUUGUAUUGUCAAUAUUUUUCAUCGGUAAAUAUAAAAUGGACAUUUCAUUAUGGUAGUACAUGCUAAUUUUCAGUUCAAGACUUUGAAAACACCACACAAUCAGUCUCGUGACCUCUUCGCAUUGUCUCAAGUUGUCUCUCUGGGUAGGCAUGUUCACUAGUUGCCUCGCUUCACAUUGUAUUUUGAGAAAAGGCCUGAGAAUGAGCAUAGUUAAGUAUUUCUUUUAUAACACAUUUUGCCCUCACUAGGUGUAUGCACAUUCAGCUAGGCAGGAGAAUUGUGAUUGAGAAUGGCUUCAAUUUUCUGUCACAUUUAUAGUGGAGGUCAAGUUAAAAACAGGAAAGCUUUUAUUAUUGUUUACCAAUGCUUUUAUUACUACAUUUUGAAUUUAAAUUAGUAUGCUGCUGAUUAUUUGUGUGUGUUGCUGUAGUUUGUAGAUUUAAAUAUAUUUUUAUGUCAAUGUUAUGACUUGCUGAACUGGCUUAGACUGAUGACACGGCAGUCCCUCUGACUGGGAUGACCUAAACAGUAUAUACAGUAAAACCUGUUUGAGACGGAACCUGAAGGUUCCUUGAAAAAGUUGGUCUUAGCAGAUUUCUGUCUUACGGAGGGUUGCCAAAAAAUGACUAUUUAACUUAAGUGCAGUAUUUUUGAUAUGGUAUUGUUAGUGAAACAAAAGAAUGAAAACGUAGCAUAAUUUAUUACUAAGUGCAGAUUUUCUUGGCAUGCCAUUUUUUUUCUUUUCACUUUAGACCAAUGCCUUUUCAUGUAUGGAUUUUUUAAAAUGUUUUGAGGUAUGAAAAUGACCCAUUUUUUUAUGAGUUUUUGGUGACUUUAUUGAUUUUAUUAACAUUUUAGUGGUACUUGCUUCAAAUAAUAUUUAGGACAAAAGUUCAACAUGGAAUGUCUGAGUAGAC
Molecule: messenger RNA, 4326 nt
Organism: Gryllus bimaculatus (two-spotted cricket)
Lineage: Eukaryota; Metazoa; Arthropoda; Insecta; Orthoptera; Gryllidae
Source: the annotation of a GenBank genome assembly